AUGGAGAACUGGCAUCCCACCGCUCGUGAGCUCCUCUGCCGGCGCCGCCGGGGAACAACCUUGCUGCCUUUGCUUGUAUGUGCCCCGGGCCUGCCUGCACGGUCACAGGCAUAUGUGACUGUGCGUUUCCUCGAUGUCUCUGUUGUCACUGUUGUGAAGGCACAGCCUCGUGGCGCGGCCCACGCGUUGAUUGAUGCGCGCAGUUGCUCGCGGGAGUCGAAUUGCCCUUCAGGAGGCAGGCAGUCGGCUGGAAACUGCCUAGGCUCACAGGCCGGCUUCGGGGCGCCAUUGGCCGGGCUCGGUUGA
Purpureocillium lilacinum is the source of this 306-nucleotide messenger RNA. NCBI's taxonomy places the organism in Eukaryota, Fungi, Ascomycota, Sordariomycetes, Hypocreales, Ophiocordycipitaceae. The record is from RefSeq and is a predicted model, not a curated record.